AAUGACCCAGGGCAAGAUGUAAACAUGAAAUAGUCAAUUCUUGUCAUUUUGAAUGCUCUCAUUUUUAUUCAUUUCCUCCCUAUGCAGCACCAGCCACUUUACCAUUUCCUUCCCAGCUGCGUGAGGCUCAGCUAAGUCACCACACAGGAGAGCAGUAAGGCCAUUUGAGACCAAGCCUGGUCCUCAGGACUGCGCUCUCUCCCUGCCACCAGGCAGCCUGCUCCAGUCCUGCUCAGCCAUCUCUACACUUCUCUGACAGAAUGAAUGCCCUCCAUGGUGUCCCCUUCAGGAUGCCCAAUGGCUUUGUGAUAGGCACAGAGCCUCUUCCUGGGCCAGAGCUCAGCAUCCCAGCUUGCAGGGAGCUUCUGUUGGGUUCUAUGCACGACUUCAGCUUGGAGAGGAGGGCGCUCUUCUGGGUGGAGGCCGUUGUCCGGGGACCCUGCCGGUUCCAAUGCGACGCCACGGGAGCAGCGUCAGCGCCUCCCGCCUGGCUCUUGCUGGUCAGACCCGACGGCGGGCUAGUGCCCACGCCUGCCGAAGACACGGGCCCUGAGACUGGAUCCCAGCAGCGGCUGGAGGAGGGGGUGGAGGAGGAGGAGGAGGAAGAGAACCAGGACGAGGACCACGACGACGAAGAAGCCGCCUCCGCCAGCGAGGAGGAGCCCCGUCCCUGCAGCCCUCAGCCCGGUUCCCCUGCGAGUGUUGGUCCCCCCGCAAUCCCCGGCCCGGGCCAUCCGCGGUGUUCGCUGGACGUGCUGCGCGGCAUGAGGUCGGAGCUGGCCGGGGCGCGGCGGCGGCUCUCCGAGGGCAGGCUGGCCGCCUGCCCCCGCACCCUCCUGCAUCGCAUCCGCCAUCGGGCGCUGAGCCUCUGCCCCAGCCCGGCGCCGAGUCAAUGCCCGGUGCCGCCUGCGGGCUCCGCGCCCCCGGUCCCCAGCACCCCCGCGCCGCCCCCGCGGCCCUCCACGGCCGGCGCCAUGCCCCCGCUGCGGAGCCACAAGCCCACGGUCGCGUCCCUCAGCCCGUACACCUGCCUGCCACCUCUUGGGGGGGUGUCUCAGCGUCUCAGUACCUGCAGAUCACACCCUGCUUCUGCUGAUCUGCUGUCUGCCCUAAGCCAGGAGGAGCAAGAUCUCAUCGGGCCAGUGGUUGCCCUGGGGUAUCCCCUGCACAGGGCGAUCGGGGCUCUGCAGAAGACAGGGCGACAGAGCCUGAGCCAGUUUCUUAGCUACCUUAGCGCCUGUGAUCGGCUGCUGCGGCAAGGCUACGAGGAGAGCCUGGUGGAGGAGGCCAUGGAGAUGUUCCAGUUCUCCGAGAGCCAGGCAGGGGAGUUCCUGCGCCUGUGGGAACAGUUCAGUGACAUGGGCUUCCAGCAGGACCGGAUCAAGGAAGUGCUGCUGGUCCAUGGCAACCAUCGUGAGCAAGCCCUGGAGGAGCUGGUGGCCUGUGCCCAGUGACCUCUGCGUCUUCCACAAUGCCCGUGCAUCCCUGCCCAGUGCCAGACCUGGCAAUCCAUUCCAGCCUUGUUAUUAAGACUACAUAAGAGGGAAACCUGGCUGGCUCAGUCAGCAUGCAUCUCUUGAUUUAAAGGUUGUAAGUUCGAGCCUCAC
Molecule: messenger RNA, 1607 nt
Organism: Suricata suricatta (meerkat)
Lineage: Eukaryota; Metazoa; Chordata; Mammalia; Carnivora; Herpestidae
Gene: UBAP1L
Product: ubiquitin associated protein 1 like
Exons: 5
Coding region: 261-1454 (397 amino acids)
Biological process (GO): ubiquitin-dependent protein catabolic process via the multivesicular body sorting pathway
Cellular component (GO): ESCRT I complex
Molecular function (GO): ubiquitin binding
Source: RefSeq, a predicted model, not a curated record